GCAGCAGUAAGUGGUAAUCAAUUAUUAAGUACUUGAAACUUCCGAACCGACCGAUGGUUUUAGGCGUUGUAUCGCGGCAUUUAAUCGGGUCUGCUUGUAGAUAUACCCGGCGAGUUGUUUUAUUAAAUUCUGUUCAAAAUAAAGUAUCUUUUAAUUCUUAUCGACCUACUAUUUGUUUGUUUUCUUCUAAAUUAACUGCAGUGAUGGAAGAACAUGGAGUAGUUCCUGAUGUUAUCGACACCGUUCCUUCGUCAACUAUAGAGGUUAAUUACAAUGAUAAUGUUGUUUCAAUGGGGAAUGAGCUUACACCUACACAAGUAAAAAAUCCCCCAACUCACAUUAAAUAUCCAGUAGAGGAUGGUUCAUUGUACACUUUGUGUAUGACUGAUCCCGAUGCACCUAGUAGACAGAGUCCUAAAUAUCGAGAAUGGCAUCACUGGCUUGUUGUCAAUAUCCCAGGUACUGACAUUAGUCAAGGAAAUGUUAUGUCAGAAUAUGUUGGUUCUGGACCACCAAAAGGGACAGGAUUGCAUCGCUAUGUAUUUCUAGUUUAUAAGCAGCCUGGAAAGUUGAGUUGUGAUGAAAAGCACUUGACUAAUACUUCUGGAGAUCAUCGUGGAAAUUUUAAAAUUGCAAAUUUUGCCAAGAAAUAUAAUUUGGGAAAACCAAUUGCUGGAAAUUUUUAUCAAGCUCAGUGGGAUGAUUAUGUCCCUAAGCUUUAUGAGCAACUUGCUGGUGGGAAUUAAAUAUAUUCUUGAGCUAUUCAGGAUUGUUUUUUACCAAAUGCUAGAAGCAAAAAUUAAUUUGAUUGCUUGCUGUUUUUUUCUUCGUUGCAUUUUAUAAUUGAUAGCAAAUACGGUGAUGUAAAAUUUUCAUUUCCUGAGCUAUGAGAAGUUCUUUUAAAUUAUUGAUAAUUUUGCAUUUGUAACCUUACCAAAUUUUUUUAAGAUACAUUCACUGAGCUUCAAUAAAACUUGAUAAAAAAAAUUGUAAGGAAUACAGGAUAAAACUGAUGUUAGCAACGUCUAUACAUUACUUUUUAUACUGAAUUGUACAUUCCAAAAUUUCAGAAAUAAAGCACCAUGAAUAUUAUAUAUUUCAGAUGUUAGUGAAGUCAUAUGACUUUAUUUAAUGAAUGAUAUUAAAAGUUUAUUAAGAAACA
Uloborus diversus is the source of this 1162-nucleotide messenger RNA. RefSeq names its product protein D3-like. The record is from RefSeq and is a predicted model, not a curated record. Bases 54 to 746 code for a protein of 230 amino acids. The transcript has 4 exons. Lineage: Eukaryota; Metazoa; Arthropoda; Arachnida; Araneae; Uloboridae.